Contarinia nasturtii (swede midge) is the source of this 495-nucleotide messenger RNA. RefSeq lists its product as uncharacterized. NCBI's taxonomy places the organism in Eukaryota, Metazoa, Arthropoda, Insecta, Diptera, Cecidomyiidae. The coding region runs from base 1 to 495 and encodes 164 amino acids. The transcript is spliced from 2 exons. The record is from RefSeq and is a predicted model, not a curated record.
AUGCCAAGUGGAGGAAUUAAAGCAUUAAAGCAUCGUUAUGAAAGUGUCAUUCGUGUUCAUGGAGACUACUUUGCAAAUCCAAUUGCAAAGCCAUAUACACAGAGCGAAAAUAUCGAUUUGGAUCAGUUGCUGAACGAAUGCGGAGAAGUAUCGUUUGACAUUGAAAUCAGUGAAACCGAUGUAUUAAAAGCACUACAAUCGAUCAACAUGAAUAAGGGAGCCGGUCCAGACGGAAUUUCACCGAAACUACUGAAGAACUGUGCAAAAUCCUUGGCAACCCCGUUAACAGUGCUAUUUCGUAAAUCAUUGCAUCAAGGAUGUGUUCCAGAUGUAUUGAAAAAGUCGAGAAUAGUGCCAAUAUUCAAAUCGGGAAAAAAGAACAGUGCAUCGAACUAUAGGCCAGUUGUGAUUAUUCCAACAAUUGCAAAAAUAUUCGAAAUGGUAGUCUAUGGCAAAAUCAACACAUUCGUAAAUGGUAAAAUAAGCCAAAAUUAA